Messenger RNA from Octodon degus (degu), 2118 nucleotides. RefSeq names its product NOP2/Sun RNA methyltransferase family member 4 (gene Nsun4). Gene Ontology annotation, molecular function: methyltransferase activity. The coding region runs from base 246 to 1238 and encodes 330 amino acids. Lineage: Eukaryota; Metazoa; Chordata; Mammalia; Rodentia; Octodontidae. The transcript has 7 exons. Gene Ontology annotation, cellular component: mitochondrial large ribosomal subunit. The record is from RefSeq and is a predicted model, not a curated record. Gene Ontology annotation, biological process: rRNA methylation.
CGGCGCCGAUACUGAGGGGUGUCCGUGAGGUGAUGAGGCUUGCGGACUUCGCGCCAGUACCGCGGAGACAUCGACAUAAGAAGAAAUGGUGAGCCCUGGUUAUUCCAUAUCUUACUCCUGGGGCCUGGGAACUCCCAGAGCAACCCUAUCUGAUUCUGAGCAUUAUGUUACUACUCACUCUAUGGUCUUAGGCUGCCACAGAACCCAAGUUCCCUGCCAGUCGACUGGCUCUGCAGAAUUUUGACAUGACCUAUAGUGUGCAGUUUGGGGAUCUUUGGCCAUCAAUCCGAGUCAGUCUCCUCUCAGAGCAGAAGUAUGGUGCGCUGGUCAAUAAUUUUGCUUCUUGGGAUCAUGUGAGUGCUAAGCUGGAGCAGCUGAGUGCCAAGGACUUUGUGAGUGCAGCCAUGUCCCACUGGGAACUGGAAGCUCAGAGUGGCCAUUCUACAACCCCAACCUACAGUCCAAACCUUCGAUGCUUCACUUUUGCCAGAGGGGAUGUCAGCCGCUUCCCUCCUGCCAGACUUGGCAGCCUGGGUGUUAUGGACUACUACCUGAUGGAUGCUGCCUCCUUGCUACCUGUCUUGGCUCUUGGCCUUCACGCUGGGGACACUGUGCUUGACCUGUGUGCGGCCCCAGGGGGAAAGACACUAGCAUUGCUUCAGACAUUGUGUUGCCGCAAUCUUGCUGCCAACGAUCUCUCUACGUCUCGCACAGGUAGACUACAAAAGGUCCUUCAAAACUAUGUGCCUCAAGAUAUCAGGGAAGGAAAUCAAGUUCGAGUUACUUCCUGGGAUGGAAGGAAGUGGGGAGAACUGGAAGGGGACACUUAUGACCGAGUGCUGGUAGAUGUGCCCUGUACCACAGACCGACACUCGCUUUAUGAGGAUGAAAAUAACAUUUUUCAACGGUCAAGAAGGAAGGAGCGACAGAUGUUGCCUAUGCUGCAAAUGCAGCUACUUGCGGCUGGACUUCUUGCUACCAGACCAGGAGGCCAUGUUGUCUACUCCACCUGCUCCCUCUCGCAUUUACAGAAUGAAUAUGUGGUGGAAGGCACCAUCGAGCUUCUCGCAAACCAAUACAGCAUCAAGGUUCAGGUGGAAGACCUGUCUCACUUCCGAAAGCUUUUCAUGGACACAUUCUGUUUCUUUCAGUCCUGCCAGGUUGGAGAGCUGGUAUUGCCAAACUUGAUGGCCAAUUUUGGGCCUAUGUACUUCUGCAAACUGCAUAGGCUAACAUAGCAUCACCCUGUUACUGAAAUAGGAAGACAAAGGAUGUAUUCUGUUGGUGGUACCAGAAACCAAGACCAUUGGCAGAUACACACUCUGGGUCCUGCCUCCAUCUUCUUCCAGUUUUUCUGAAGACAGUUUUAAGCAGUAGCAAGUAGGAUGUCCAUUUGUGGAGCAUCAGCAGAUUUCUAGCUCACUUAUACCUCUGUCUCAUCUCCACAUCUGUGCUAAUGUUUCCUACUCCUUUUGAGGGUUAGAAGGAAGAACUGGUGAGCAAGCCCACAUUGUAAACUGUGUAUUUAGGAAGAAGCAGUUAGCCAAUAAAAUUGUUGAAGCUCUAUAGAUCUGGGGCUAUUGUUGGGAGCUUUAUGUCUGUCCAGGUACUGUGACAGUCCCUUUUGUUCCCAGCUGCAGCUGCUAAAUACUAGCUCCAAGGUAUGUAAGCCCAGGACCUCAGCCUGGUUACAGAUCUCUGGUUAUAGAUCCCCUCUAACACUUGAGGUAAGUUCCACUUGAUUAGAUGACAGGUCAAGCAAUCUUCCCCAUGUGAGUUAUGAUCUAAUUUCAGUAGCAGGUUACUAAAUAUGUUAAGCUGGUGCAUGAUAACUUCUUACAUACUGAGAAAGCUCUGCUGAGCUGAGUAAUUCUGGCUGUUCCUUCUGUUACUGGUGAUACACACUGCUGUGUGGCUGGGGAAGCUGCUUCUGCUAUAGAGAUGUCAUAUUCUUUUUGGGUUUCUUUCUUUGUUCCUUCAUCUAGCAGUAGGCAUUUCAUGAGUUCCUAUAGGAGAAAGGAACUAGGAAACUGUUCGAGCACUUGGGAAUUCACUGCCUUUUGCAAUUAAUUAAUUAAUUAAUUUUGUGUUUUUGAGACAGGGUCUUGCUGUGCAGCU